This is a messenger RNA of Mollisia scopiformis, 2303 nucleotides long. Its product is annotated as alpha/beta-hydrolase. The transcript has 7 exons. NCBI's taxonomy places the organism in Eukaryota, Fungi, Ascomycota, Leotiomycetes, Helotiales, Mollisiaceae. The coding region runs from base 219 to 2225 and encodes 668 amino acids. The record is from RefSeq and is a predicted model, not a curated record.
CAACUUCGUCAUCUCGCAUCGAGGGCAUCCUUUUUAUUCACAAACUCAUCUUGAAUUGAAUAAAUCGACUAAUACCUCCAGUUCUGUCAAGUCAUAUUUCACAGGCACACAUGUUGUCGACUCUAACGAGAGCGACUGUAUAAGUUCGUCGUCGUCGUUUGAACUCUUUCAUCUUGUGUCACAGCUUGACCGAAAACCGAACAACAGGCAUCAGCACCAUGAGCUUGCAACACAACAUAGAGCAGAAGAACCCAACACCAGUCCUUUCGAGAAGCAAUUUGUCUCAAUUUGCUUGGAAGAGUAGAGCUGUCCUACUCGUUGCGUUGAUCUUUGUGCUGUAUUCCGCCAGCAGAACAAACCCAAUUCAAUGGUGGAGGAGCAUCCCGGAUUCCUACGCAACAGAGCAGAGUCUCAACGUGUUUGAGUGGAGCCAGAUCACUCCAAAUGAGGAGCUAAUAUACCAUGACUGCGGGAAUGGCAUGCAGUGUGCGAGACUUGAAGUUCCCAUGGAUUGGAAUAAUAGUGCGACGAGUCUCAAGAUUGCCAUUGCAAUCACGAGAAUUCCAGCAAAGGUCGAGGUCACUGAUCCACGCUAUGGCGGCCCUAUCUUGAUUAAUCCAGGUGGCCCUGGUGGUUCCGGAAUUGAGCUUUUACACCGACAAGGACUGCAGAUGCAGCAGAUUGCCGACUACUCUGCAGAUACCCAACCUGUGCUUGGAGACCCAGAAAAGCCCAUGCCAAAAUAUUAUGAUAUCAUUGGUUUCGACCCACGAGGUGUUAAUAACACCACCCCUACACUGGUGUGUUUUCCUAAUGCCUUUGAACGGCUUGCCUGGAAUCUCCAGAGCCAAGCCGAGGGUCUGAUUGGUAUGUCUAAUAAUUCUGUUCCAAGAGCUUGGGCCAGAGCCAAAGCUUUGGGCAGAAGCUGCGCGGACGCAGGUGGUCAACAACUUGGCCACUUCCUUAAUACCACACCAGUUGUGCGUGACAUGGUAGCCAUUAUCGAAAGGCAUGGACAAUGGAGAGAAAACGAAGCUCGUCGCUGGCUUAGAGAUCAGGCUUGUAAAAAUAUGGCAUCCACAGGUUUACAACAUGAAGACAGCAAGAGAGCUGUUAUCGACCGGACACGCUGGAUACCUGGGAGAGAAAAACUUCUUUACUGGGGCCUUUCCUACGGCACUGUCAUUGGCACCACUUUUGCGGCCAUGUAUCCUGAUCGGGUGCACCGAGUUAUCUUGGAUGGCGUAGUAGAUGUUCCUGACUACUACAAUUCCUCGAGCCGAUCAUCAGUUCAAGAUUCCGACAAAGUAUUGGAUCGCCUGCUUGAAACAUGUUAUGAGUCUGGCACGCGCGAAAAGUGUGGUCUUUUUGACCCUCGUGGUCCAGAAAAGAUCAAAACAACACUAUUUUCGAUUAUUGACAGCGCCAUAGUAACGCCGCUUCCAAUAAUGCCCUCAACAAGGCAAGGACCUCAGAUCCUCACUGCUUCGGAUAUUGAUAUGGCUCUCCAUUUGGCCCUGUAUAAACCUUUGAAGUCUGCAGUGCAACUGUUUCAUGCAUUGCACAACUUGACUUUAGGAAACACAUCCGGAUUUGCUGACUUCAAGAGGAAUUCCAUGAAGUCAGAUAUAGCUGGGCAGCCGGAGAGUUGCAAAGAUGCUUCUCCUUGGACUCCAGAAUGCCAGACGUCCGGAAUCCUCGACGAAACAGGAAGUUUGGGGAUUGAAUGCUCUGAUGGCGAGGACAUUCAAGACUGGAGCCAGGAGACAUUCAACGCGUAUUGGGCUUUGCUGAAUGAUCAUAGCAAGGUCAUGGGUACAAGGAAGGCAGCUUCAAAGCUGAUGUGUACACAAUGGAGAUUAAGACCUAAGUGGAGAUAUACUGGUCCUUUCGAAGCCGAAACCAGACAUCCCAUUCUCUUGAUCGGCAACACUCUGGAUCCGACAACACCACUUAACAAUGCUCAUAAAAUAUCUCGAGGAUUUCCGGGUUCCGUGGUUCUACAAAAUGAUGCAAUUGGCCACUGCUCGAAUGCAGCACCAUCUCUAUGCACUGCCAAAGCUGUGCGACAGUACUUUCAGACAGGAGAGCUACCGUCCAAAAAUGCUUUUUGCGAAGUGGACGAAAUUCCAUUCACGGGACCAAUAUCCUCCUCUUUCAAUGUUCUGAAAACCCCCGAAGAAAUGCUUUUAUUGGAGGCUUCCAAACACAUGGCCAUGUCAUGAACUAUUUCUAUCUUGUCGUUAAAUGGAGUCAAUGCAAGAGUUUUAGUAUCUACAAACCUUUUUCAAACAAUUGAUCGC